AUGGAACAAGUCGAUCCUCAAUCGAACACAAGCUCGAAUUAUUCCACAAAAGAGCCUGAUUUGAUUAUUGAUUUAAAAGACUCCAACACAGACUUCAUUUCCCUUUCUAAAGAAACACACGAUUUAAAUCGCAUGUCAAAAAAAACUGAAGAAAAAUUAAAUUUAGCUGACUCUGACCAUGAAGAAAACAAUAGUGGCAGUGACUCAGAAAAUGAAGAAUUUUCUGCAAACCAUCGCAGCCAAGAUAUAACAGAAAUAAGGAUGAUUGAAGAACCUACGAGAAAAGUCCAUUCUGUGACUAUUCCUCCGGUUAAAGCGAAUCAGUUUAGUACGAACAGGUCAGAGCAGGGACAAAACCAUUAUAACCAAGGACGGUUUAAUAAGCCAGACCCUUUUCAAGAAAUCAUUAACCUUCAAUCACCUAUUACAGCUGUUUCUGCAUUUGAUGAGAAAAAAUCACAAGGGGAUUUGGAAGGGACUGAAUAUGGCAGUGAAGCAAAGCUUAUCCUUCCACUGAUUCAUAAUAAAGAAAUGCUGAGGGAUUUUUAAUAUAUAGCAAACUCUAUAAUUUAUUUUAUUAAUUAUUCCAUUAUUUAGACAAUUGUUUUUAAGUCUUUAAAUUUAUUUGACUUUUUAUGCUCCCAUUUAAUUCUUUAAGUUUCUUAAAAUCCUAUAAGUUAUAAAUUUUACAAAUGUUAAAAUAAAGCCAAAUAGGGAUAUUAGUUAAAAAUAGCAAAAAAGAGUUAGCGUUAAUUCCCCUAGAAAGGCAUCAAAUAGGCUGAGAGCAACAAGUAAUUUUACUAACAAAACAGAAGAAUUUAUGGAAAACCAUGAUGACAGAGCAAGGAGUCAGUGUGUUAAAUGUAUAUUGCAGUAA
This is a messenger RNA of Blepharisma stoltei, 877 nucleotides long. The record is from the annotation of a GenBank genome assembly. Lineage: Eukaryota; Ciliophora; Heterotrichea; Heterotrichida; Blepharismidae.